AUGGGCGUUCCAGCUGGUGAUGUUGAGAAGGGCAAGAAGCUGUUCGUGCAGCGUUGCGCACAGUGCCACACCGUUGAGGCCGGUGGCAAGCACAAGGUCGGUCCCAACCUGCAUGGUCUGAUCGGUCGCAAGACCGGCCAGGCGCCCGGUUUCGCCUACACAGAUGCCAACAAGGCUAAGGGUAUCACCUGGAACGAGGACACACUGUUCGAGUACCUGGAGAACCCCAAGAAAUACAUCCCCGGCACCAAGAUGAUCUUCGCCGGUCUGAAGAAGCCCAAUGAGCGCGGUGAUCUGAUUGCCUAUCUGAAAUCGGCCACCAAGUAAAUCUAGACACCACCUUAGCAAACAGGAUAAUUCUGUAUUACGGUCGAUAUCACCACAACAACAACAA
Drosophila sulfurigaster albostrigata is the source of this 394-nucleotide messenger RNA. It is a transcript of the gene Cyt-c-p, whose product is annotated as cytochrome c-2. Bases 1 to 327 code for a protein of 108 amino acids. The transcript has a single exon. NCBI's taxonomy places the organism in Eukaryota, Metazoa, Arthropoda, Insecta, Diptera, Drosophilidae. Gene Ontology annotation, molecular function: heme binding; electron transfer activity. The record is from RefSeq and is a predicted model, not a curated record. Gene Ontology annotation, cellular component: mitochondrial intermembrane space. Gene Ontology annotation, biological process: mitochondrial electron transport, ubiquinol to cytochrome c; mitochondrial electron transport, cytochrome c to oxygen.